CUCCAACCCUGGGCCGUCCCGCCAGUGUCUGGUAAGUCAUCCAUGUCCUCUCGUCGUCCAGAGGGGCCGACGCCGCCAUUGUGCAGUGGCGCCCAAGAUAGCCGCCGCCGACGCCGUGCACACAGUCAAUUGCUGCUGCUACUGCUCUUGCUAUUGCUGGUGCUGAUGCCAUCGCCUCCGCCUCCGCCGCCGCUUCUGCUCUGGCUGCUCGUGCCGCGCAGACAAGCACGUGGGGCUGAACUCUGUGUCUGA
Messenger RNA from Bipolaris zeicola 26-R-13, 252 nucleotides. RefSeq lists its product as uncharacterized. Lineage: Eukaryota; Fungi; Ascomycota; Dothideomycetes; Pleosporales; Pleosporaceae. The transcript has a single exon. The annotation marks the transcript as partial. The record is from RefSeq and is a predicted model, not a curated record.